Tricharina praecox is the source of this 3001-nucleotide messenger RNA. Its product is annotated as muts domain V-domain-containing protein. The transcript has 15 exons. Gene Ontology annotation, molecular function: ATP binding; ATP-dependent DNA damage sensor activity; mismatched DNA binding. The record is from RefSeq and is a predicted model, not a curated record. Gene Ontology annotation, biological process: reciprocal meiotic recombination; mismatch repair. The annotation marks the transcript as partial. Lineage: Eukaryota; Fungi; Ascomycota; Pezizomycetes; Pezizales; Pyronemataceae. Gene Ontology annotation, cellular component: nucleus.
CAUGACGACAAUGAAUUCAACAGCCUCGUCACGUUCGGGUGCCUCAAAUGGCGGCGCAAGUACUGGCCGUGCGAGAACCAGCAGUACUCUAAGCAUCUCCCGCCCCACCACCACCUCCCGCCCCACUACUACCUCCCGUUCCCGGCGGCCAAGGGCUGCGGUGUCAACAAUUGGCGGUGCCCAGAAAGUGGUCUGUGCUAUCACCGAGUCUCGUGGGAUCUCUGCGACUGUGGGGCUAUGCUUCGUCAACAUGUCGACUGGCGAAUGCCAUCUGAGCGAAAUAUGUGACUCGCAGACGUAUGCACACACGGUCAACAAGCUGUUCGCGCACGACCCGAGCGAGAUCCUCCUCCCGUCGACAUCGUACACGCCGCAAAAGACCGCGCUGGUCGGGGUGAUCGAGUUCUACAUGCGAGACUGCACGAUCGUGUCGACGCCGCGCAAGUUCUACAGCGAGCUAGCGGGGCGGGAGCAGAUCGAGCGGCUGGCGGGCGCGGACGACCUCGCCGCGCUGACGGUCUCCAUCUCGGGGAAGUACUAUGCGGUGUCCGCUACAGCGGCGGCGCUGAAGUACGUCGCCAUCAAUCAUAUGAGGUUUGCGCCGCAUACCCUGCGCAUAAAGUAUUGGGGAAAUGAAGGAUCCAUGUCGAUUGAUUCUACCACAGUCCGCUGUCUGGAGUUGAUCCAGAAUCUGCAGAACGAAAAGUCGACUGAUAGUCUGUUCGGGUUGUUGAAUAAUACUAGCACGGCCAUGGGAGCGCGGCUUCUCCGGUCAAACAUAUUGCAGCCAUCGACCGAGGUGGACUUUCUCAACACUAGGCUCGAUGCUGUUGACGAGUUUACGAAGCAUGAGGAUAUGUUUUUUCAGAUCAAAGAAGCUCUCAAAGAGUUUCCUGAUAUGGAUCGGCUCUGCAUGGCGUUGACCUCCGAUCCUGUCAAACCGUCGCAGAAGCAUACAGAGCAAGCUCUUAACAAUGUUAUCUUGUUCAAGCAGGCGGCGCUACUCGUGGGACCCGUACACGAAGCUUUAGCACCAGCACGUUCUACGUUGUUGCAGGACAUCAGGGCUUUCUGUGCUCCGGACAAGAUUGACCCUGUCCUGAAGAUAAUUAACAAUGUGAUCAACGAGGAGGCGACUUACAGCAAAGGUCCCUUGGAGCUGCGGAAUCAGCGCUGCUAUGCGGUCAAGACAGGGGUGAGUGGAAUGCUAGAUGUCGCUAGAAAGGCCUACAAGGAGUUCACCAUGGAGAUCAUUUCUCUCGGCGAGGAACUCUCCAACGAGUACAACAUCGUGCUCGAGAUCAAGUAUGAGCACGGACGUGGAUUCUACUUUCGUCAUCCGGUUGUGGAUCUAGUGGAGAACCCCCUCCCGCCUGUAUUCGUCAACGUUAUCAGAAGGAAGAAGUACAUGGAGUUAGGGACUAUCGAGCUGUGCAAACGCAAUAAGAAGGUCAAUGAUGCGUUUCGUGAGGUGAUGCAGAUAAAUGACCAGACUGUCGACCAACUUAUCCAGGACAUCCGGGAGCAAAUCAAUAGCUUGGUCAGGGUCGGGGAAGCAAUCGGGUUGUUGGACAUGCUUUGUUCAUUCGCACACCUGUGCACUCUGCAAGACUACGUUCGCCCAGAAUUCGCGGAAAAUGUGGCGGUGAAGGGUUUAAGACACCCGAUUAGGGAAACAAUACACAAGGACAAAUUUGUCCCAAAUGAUGUGUAUGCGAGCCAGCAGUCAAGGUUUCAGGUCAUCACUGGAUGCAACAUGUCGGGAAAGUCCACAUACCUCCGUUCAGUGGCUCUAGUUGUGGUUAUGGCCCAAAUCGGCUCAUUUGUUCCCGCUACGCACGCCUGGCUACCCAUAACCCUGCAACUCUUCGCGCGCAUCUCAAUGGAUGACUCAAUCGAAGCCAACGUCUCCACAUUUGCAGCCGAGAUGCGAGAGACCGCCUUCAUCCUCCGCAACGUCAGGAAGGGCAGCUUGGUCAUAAUCGACGAGCUAGGCCGUGGCACGAGCCCUAGAGAUGGAAUGGCCAUUGCCCUCGCCAUAUGCGAAUCACUGGUCGAGACUAGAGCGUUCGUCUGGUUUGUUACGCACUUCAAGGAGCUGACAGAGAUACUGUCUGAGAGGGCGGGCGUGAUGAAUCUGCAUAUGCAAGUCGAGUGUCAAUCCCAAUCCUCAGUAACAAUGCUCUACAAGCUUGCCGACGGCCGAGUGAAAGACGAGAACUACGGCCUGCUGCUUGCGCGGCUCGCGCAGCUGCCGGAGUCCGUCGUAAACCGUGCAACAGUCGUGUCGGAAACACUCACGAAGCAGCGGGAGCUGGCAAAGAUGAAGUCACAGAUGUACAACAUGGUUCGCCGCCGACGGGCGGUGCUGCGGCUCGUCGAGAGUCUGAAGGAAGCUCGUGAUGGCAGGAUGGAUGAAGCAGUGCUGAAAAGUUGGCUGGCUAGGUUGCAGCGCGAGUUUGUGGCUAGGAUGGAGGUGCUGGGUAUUGAGGAGGGCGAGGAGGAGGGGGAGCAGGCUGGGGAAGCGGAUGCGAUGCUCAUCGAUGAUGAGGAUGAGGAUGGGGAUGAGCAGAUGGUAGAUGAACACACCACCACUAAAGCUAAUACUGAGGAAAAUGGAAGCACGGCCGGAGAACAGGAGUGGGAGGAACUUUUUGACGGGAUUGAGGGCGAUGAAGAUGCACUGCUCAAUGGGGGUGACGCUUAAACUUCGCGAAGAUCUGCUUACUUGAUUGAUUGCUUACCUGCUUACAUCGAACAUGCAUAGCUACCAUACUCGUUUCGUUUUCUUGCCUUUUAGUUUGCAUGGACGAAGAUGACAUUUGUUGUUUACGGAGGACAAGGCUUGAGCUUUGAGGGGAGAUAUUUGCAUGAUUAAAUGCUUGCGGCGCUCUUAGCUGCUAUACUUACUCGGGUACUUACUUUCAUUGUGAGCUCUUAGACACUUAGGCAUUACAGCUUUAGCUAGCUUUGCAUUGAAUAGAAACUUGGAAUGUUUACU